CCUGGGAGGGGUGCUGGACAGUGCUCGGUGUAACCCUGGGUGAAAAUCUCAAAAUUCCCACUUUCUGCAAGUCCCUUGAAUGCACCACACACACACCUCACAGGUCACAUGUUUCCCAUGACCAAUCCAAGGUAUUGGAGGGAAAGUUACCUGCGACCUCACUUCCUCUCCAGUCAGUUGUGUGGGGAGAGGAGCUGAGGGAGCAGCAGUGCACAGAUCUCUGCCUGCCUGGAGCUUUGGAUUGGGGGACUUUGUCAGGACAUGUGCCUGUGUGAAGGGAAUUGGCCAGGUGUCCUACUCUGAAUUGAGUAGUGGAUGGCGAGCCAGUGGUUCAGCGGCCAGGAGCCUGAAGAGACCCCCUCAGUUCCCAAAUAAAUUGUCGGGUAGGAGGCUGGUGCAGCCUGCUCUCUUGCCCCCACCUACUCACUCCUCCAUUACACCACUUUCCCCAAUAUUCACAUUCACUCUGGACAUUUGCGCUUUCGCCAAACCCCACCACUGCAAUAAUUCAUAUAUGGACAAUUGGUGGUGAAAAAUGGACCCCGAGUGAGAAGAAACCCGAUACCUGCUGGACUCUGAAUUUAUUUUCUUUAUUUUGAGUUACUUAGUUUGUUUGCUCGUUCACUGUAAAUAUUUUGGGUUGUUUGUUUAAUAGUUCUGUUUUGUUGUCACAUUUAAUAUAUUAUGCUUGCACUUAAAACUUACCUGGUGUUGUGUUUUACUGUCCUCCGCCCUCCAGUAGUCGAACCCAGAAUCUUUUGACUAGCCCGCUUAAUAUACUCACCUCAGUGGUGAUAAAUUAUCAUAACGUAACCGAAAUAUCUGUUACAUUUUUGGCGAGCCAGCCAGGAGGGUGAAAGGUACAGUAAUCUGUUCAACUGUUUAUUCCUACUCACCAAUUCUUGUGUCACAACAUGGAAACAUUUGAAUCCCUUGGUGUAAAAAUCCCAAAUGCAAUUUUGGUUGAUGGCAUCACAGAGUCUGAUUCAUGUGACAGUAUUCUUACAUUCCUUGAGUCAUAUGGUGCGAUAAAACAACACCUCAUAAUAAAUGAUCGAGAUUCAGAUUAUUUUGGCCGACUAGUAGUUGAAUAUGAGUCCGGUUCAGCUUUUGCGAGUUUUCCAUCCUUACCAUAUACUUACAAACCGGGUAAAGGCAAUAAAUUCUUUAUUGAGAGUCUGUCUGACAUUUAUGCUUCAGAGGGUUGUGCCACAAAAACUGAAACCUUUAUGAGGGAUGCGAAGAAUAUGGCUAAACUGUCUGGGAAGGAAUAUGGAGAAAUUCUCCAGGAAAUGUUAUCGCAGAUUCAGAAGUCAAUCGCUGAUCUCGACCGUCCUGCUGCAGAUGUCGAUGCUGGUGGUGCAGAACAGUCAACCCCCUCGGUAUCAGUAAACCCCUCACAAUCUACUGCGGUGCAUGCUACCUCUGCUUCCAGGCCCAGCUUUGUUCCUCAUGCUGAGAGUACCCAGAGGGAAGAAAGGCGAUCUACAACAAACGUGACUGCCAGCGAUCUCACCCCUCCGGAAGUGCAGCGCUACGUGGUGGAACAUGUUGUGAGGAGUGGAGACGGCGCACAUUCAUCCCAUCGGUUCCGAACAUUCUCUGGGAAAGUGCCAAGGCCAGCGCAUGAGACUGACUAUGAUACCUGGAGAGCUGGUGUUGAGUUAGUCCUGAGAGAUCCAGCCAUUUCAGAUCUGCAACGCACCAGAUUGAUCCGGGAUAGUCUGCUGCCCCCUGCUGCGGAUAUUGUGAAACAUCUUAGUCCCGACACUUUGCCAUGGGUGUACCUACAACAACUGGAAUCUGCAUAUGGAACUGUGCAAGAUGGAGAUGAACUGUAUGCAAAGUUCCUUGAUACUUACCAGGAUGCGGGUGAAAAACCAUCUACUUACCUGCAGCGACUCCAAGUGGCCUUGCAGCAUGCGGUGAGAAGAGGAGGAGUUUCUGAAAGAGAUGUUGACAAGCGGUUGCUGACCCAAUUUUGCCGAGGAUGUUGGGAUAACAACCUUCUUGUUGAAUUGCAGCUGAAGCAGAAAAAGAGUAAUCCACCUCCAUUCGCCGAACUUUUACUACUCCUUCGUACAGAGGAAGAUCAAGACGCCACGAAGAACAUGAGAAUGAAGCAGCAUUUGGGUGCAACAAGGCAAAAAGUUACCAGUCACUCACAAGUUGUACGAGCUGAAGAGGAACCCAACCUGUGUUCUACCAUCAUGUCCUUUACAAAGCAGUUAACUGAACAGAUGGCUGCCAUUCAGAAACAACUCGCAGGCCUUACUGCAAGUCAGGCCAGAAUGGUGCCACACACUGCUAUGAAGACCUUUAAGGGACCAAGGGCCAGCAAUCCGAAGUCUACUCCAUCAAAGCCAGGUUUCUGUUUCCGCUGUGGAGAAGAUGGACACAUUAAGCCACAAUGUGAAAAUCCUCCAAAUUCAUCCCUAGUGAGUGUCAAAAGGAAACAGUUUAGUGAUAAACAAAAGUGGCAACACCCACGCACUUCUGGACAUUUAAACUAGUUUCAGCUCCUGCUGAGGGACAAUCAGGAGCUGUGUUGGACAAAACCUGUCCCACACCAAGAAAACCUGUCCAGUGUGCAGAGAUGAAGUCCGACCUGAAAGUGAAGAAGAGGUUGCCUAAGGGAUUAGUUGGUUCCCGGUGUAUGGCGGAAAUUGAUGUUGCCGGUCAUACUUGCCUGUGUCUUCUUGAUACCGGAUCACAGGUAACCACCAUCCCUGUGUCAUUCUACAAUGAACACCUAUCAGAUCGACCCAUUCAUUCACUGAGUGAGCUACUCCAUAUCGAAGGUGCCGCAGGUCAAAGUGUUCCUUACCUUGGAUAUGUUGAGACUACAGUAACAUUCCCAGAAGAUUUUCUUGGGUCUACUAUUGUAAUUGACACUCUGGCACUUGUAGUUCCAGAUGUCAGACCCAGUUUGCCUACUUCAAUGUUAGUUGGCAUGAACACUCUUGAGGUUGCCUAUGAGCAGUUCUGCAGCAGUGGUUCUCAUGCUUUCCAGCCAAGUUCACAUAGCUACAGAGUCGUCCUGCAAACUCUCCAGCUGAGACACCAGAGCAAGGCUGAGGAUCAUAUUGGGCUUGUCACAUUGUGCAGCAAGACACCUGUACUUGUUCCAGCAGGUUGCACUAUUGUGGUCAAAGGCUCAGCCAAGGUGUCCGCUCCCACAACCAGUCAGUCUGCAAUCAUUCAGCACCCGGAUUCAGGCCUGCCGGGUGGCUUGUGUGUGAGCAGCUGUUUGGUUGCAAUGCCAUCCCACUCACCCCACAUAGUUCCUGUUGUGGUGACAAAUGAGUCGGAGCAGGACGUCUGCAUUUCUCCAUUCUUGGUGAUUGCAGAACUUGGCACAUACGAAUGUACA
This is a messenger RNA of Salarias fasciatus (jewelled blenny), 3373 nucleotides long. RefSeq lists its product as uncharacterized. Bases 915 to 2513 code for a protein of 532 amino acids. The transcript is spliced from 3 exons. Gene Ontology annotation, molecular function: zinc ion binding; nucleic acid binding. Lineage: Eukaryota; Metazoa; Chordata; Actinopteri; Blenniiformes; Blenniidae. The record is from RefSeq and is a predicted model, not a curated record.